Molecule: messenger RNA, 1932 nt
Organism: Akanthomyces muscarius
Lineage: Eukaryota; Fungi; Ascomycota; Sordariomycetes; Hypocreales; Cordycipitaceae
Exons: 2
Coding region: 1-1932 (643 amino acids)
Biological process (GO): Mo-molybdopterin cofactor biosynthetic process
Molecular function (GO): cyclic pyranopterin monophosphate synthase activity; metal ion binding; 4 iron, 4 sulfur cluster binding
Source: RefSeq, a predicted model, not a curated record
AUGCUGUGUCUACGACAGCUGCCCAAGCGGGCAUCGCACGCCAAGGCUCGUUCGCUUCUGUCAUACACAUUCAAAGCCGUAGAGCCUGUCUGUUUGAGUACAAGACGACUUGCCACGGCCGCAGCGCAGCAGAGCAAGCCCAGAGACACCACAGACUCAUCUACACAAGAGCCUGCGGCGCGUCGCCGGAGUCUCCAGGAUGCCAAGCCAUUUUCCGACUUUCUCACAGACACCUUCCACCGGCAGCAUGACUACCUGCGCAUCUCCGUCACGGAGCGCUGCAACCUACGCUGCGUGUACUGCAUGCCGGAGGAGGGCGUGCCGCUCUCGCCGAGCCGCGAGCUGCUGACCACGCCGGAGAUUGUCAUGCUCUCGUCUGUAUUCGUCUCGCAGGGCGUCACCAAGAUCCGACUCACGGGCGGCGAGCCCACGGUGCGCCGCGACAUUGUGCCGCUGAUGCAGCAGAUUGGCGCGCUGCGGGCCCACGGGCUCAAGGAGCUGUGCCUGACCACCAACGGCAUCUCGCUGCACCGCAAGCUCGACAGCAUGGUCGAGGCCGGCCUCACCGGCAUCAACAUGAGCCUCGACACGCUGGACCCGUGGCAGUUCCAGAUCAUGACGCGGCGCAAGGGCUUCGACGCCGUGCAGCGCAGCAUCGACCGCGUGCUCGAGAUGAACCGCGCCGGCGCCGGCAUCCGGCUCAAGAUCAACUGCGUCGUGAUGCGCGGCGUCAACGACCGCGAGGUGCUGCCCUUUGUCGACCUCACCCGCGACAAGGACAUUGAGAUUCGCUUCAUCGAGUACAUGCCCUUUGACGGCAACAAGUGGAACAAGCGCAAGAUGCUCAGCUACGACGAGAUGCUCGACAUGAUUCUCGUCAAGUACCCCACGCUGCAAAAGGUGCAGGACCACAAAAACGACACCAGCAAGACCUGGCACGUCCCGGGCUUUGCGGGUCGCAUCGGCUUCAUCACGAGCAUGACGCACAACUUUUGCGGCACCUGCAACCGCCUGCGCAUCACCGGCGACGGCAACCUCAAGGUUUGCCUCUUUGGCAACGCCGAGGUGUCGCUGCGCGAUAUCCUGCGCCAGUCCAACGGCGGCGAGCCCAUUGACGAAGCGGCCUACGAAGCCAUGAAGCAAAUCGAGAUGGACCGGAGGCAGGGCCUGACGUCCCCCGACACGCCGCUCGGCAUGGCGCCAAACGAGGCCGAGCUGCUAGAUGUCAUUGGCAUGGCUGUGAAGCGCAAAAAGGCCAAGCACGCAGGAAUCGGCGAGCUCGAGCACAUGAAGAACCGGCCCAUGAUUUUAAUAGAUCCUGUUGCCCCGACCCUACAUGGCGCCAUGCCUCGCAGAAUGCACCACCUCAACAGCACACAACAUUUCUUCUCACACAGCCACCAACGCCGACUCUUCUCUUCCACCCCGCAACGACAGAGCAAAGACGAUGACGCCAAGCCUCCCAAGCUCACGCACGUCUCCGAGACGGGCGCCGCGCACAUGGUCUCCAUCGCCAGCAAGGCCGUCACAGCGCGCGUCGCCACCGCCUCCUGCACCGUGCGCUUCUCCAGUGCCGUCGCGCCGGGGCUCAUCCGCGCCAAUGAGCUGAAAAAGGGCGACGCGCUCGGUGUCGCGCGCGUCGCCGGCAUCAUGGCCGCCAAGCGCACGCCGGACCUCAUCCCGCUGUGCCACCCAAUCCCCGUGUCGCGCGUCAGCGUGGACCUGGCGCUCGGGGAGGCUAGCGUCGAGGUGCGCGCGACGGUCGAGUGCGACGGCAAAACGGGCGUCGAGAUGGAGGCGCUGACGGCGGCGUCGACGGCGGCGCUAACCGUGUACGACAUGUGCAAGGCGGUGGACAAGGGCAUGGUGGUGGAUGGGCUGCGGGUGGUGCUAAAGGAUGGCGGCAAGAGUGGGCGGUGGGAGAUGGACUAG